AUGACCUCCUACCACGCGAUCGAUUCGCUGAUACUCGCCGACGACCUCCCACCGCCAUCGAUUGCUGAUGGCAAGAUCGAUGCAGGUGGCCCUUCUCUAUACAGCGUCUUAUUUGUUAUUUAUUUCAACCGAUCUCGUCCGCUGCUCCUUUCUGCCUUCCUCCUGAACAAUUCCACCCAUUACGACCUACCUGCUCGAUUCCAAACCCGAGCUGCUCCUAAAGAAAACGACGAAACGACCUGCCGCUACAUUCUUCUUUACACCGAUCUGCUAACGUUGAUUAUGACCCAAACGACUAGAUUUAACGCUUCCGACCUGGGUUCUUUUUCCUUUCCUCUUCCCCAACGAUACAACGACCAUCCGCUGCCUCUAACAAUUGGAAUCCCAAAAAUGACCUGUUUCCUCUGUCCCCUAUCGCCACAGCCUUUCUUCCUGAUGGAUAUGACCAAUAAGAGCUAA
This is a messenger RNA of Puccinia graminis f. sp. tritici CRL 75-36-700-3, 459 nucleotides long. RefSeq lists its product as uncharacterized. Bases 1 to 459 code for a protein of 152 amino acids. The transcript is spliced from 2 exons. Lineage: Eukaryota; Fungi; Basidiomycota; Pucciniomycetes; Pucciniales; Pucciniaceae. The record is from RefSeq and is a predicted model, not a curated record.